AUGGUAAAAACUAAUGCUCCUGGUACACUGUCAAAAGGAAGCAUGCUGACGCCGACAUCAUCUAAUCAAGCUAAUAAGGUUCAGGCCGGAUCGCCAUCUACACUUACUCCUGUUCCAGCUUCUCCAAACAUGACAGCUCCUCCUUUACGCCCUUCACUUCAUCCCUCUAAGACUGAAACGAAGCUUCGUGGUAGACAAUCUAAGAAGGUAAAUACUGGGCCAGCAUCGUGGAUUAGAAGUGCUUCGACAUCAAGCAUGCGCAGAUUAAGAAAUCAUGCUAAUAAGAGUCAAACACGUUCCACUCCUCAUUCACCAUCAAGGUUGGCUUCCUCAAAGAACGCAGAUGAUAAGAUCCCAUCACCUUCUUCGGCUCGUCAUAGUUCUUCCGUGGAAAGAAAUACUCCUUCAAAACCAACUAAUAUUCAAAUGCAAAAUAAUUAUAAUACUAAUUCAAAGGACUUACCCGUUGGAGAAUCUUUGGAUGAUCUAGACGAAGAUGAUAUAGUGUUUGAUGUUUUGCCAUCCUUUGAAAUGUACAAUGCUCUUCACAGACAUAUUCCUCAAGGUAAUGUAAACCCAGAUCUUCAUGAUUUCCCUCCAAGUUAUGGAGAAAUUCAGCAAGGAAUGGCAACCACUGCAUACAUUGAGAAUAAUGUUGAUCUUACUACCUAUCCUUUACAGCAACCUCCAUUGGCUCACCACAGUAAUAGUGGCCACGAUAUUCAUAUUACGCCAUCGUAUGCGUUAAACGCAUUGCAUCCGUUAAACACACAGCAUUUGACCAUUCAACCGACAAAUGAUCCUAGUGUUGAUCAUAUUGACACACCAUUUCAAGACGAUUUAAAUGAGUCUGAUAAUCUUUUUAUCGAUAAACUAUAUACACUCCCCAAGAUUGAUACACCCGUGGAAAUCGAAAUAAAAAUUACGAAGCACGCAGGCUCUCCACAUACUAAACCAGAGGAGGAAUCCAUAUUGAAAGAAUAUACAUCCGGUGAUAUUAUCCAUGGAUAUUGUAUUAUUGAGAAUAAGUCUUCAAAGGCACUUCCGUUUGAAAUGUUUUAUGUGACAUUGGAAGCAUACACUUCAGUCAUUGACAAAACAAAGGGGAAAAGGACAGUGAAAAGAUUUUUAAGAAUGGUAGAUUUAAGUGCGUCUUGGUCAUAUACCAACAUUUUCAUGGGAACAGGUUGGAAAAUGACCCCAGGUGAAAUUGAUUUUGAUAAUGCAGUUAUUGGAUUGCGUAAUAGUAGAAUUCUGGAACCGGGCACAAGAUACAAGAAAUAUUUUAUGUUUAAGCUACCCAAUCAGUUAUUAGAUACCACUUGCAAGCAAGAACAUUUCUCACAUUGUCUUUUACCUCCAAGUUUUGGAAUAGAUAAGUACAGAAAUGGAUGCAAAUAUUCCGGAAUAAAAGUUAAUAAUGUGUUAGGAUCUGGUCAUCUGGGCACAAAAGGUUCUCCCAUUUUAACUUAUGAUAUGGUGGAUGAUAAUCUUUCAGUUAAUUAUACAGUUGAUACAAGGGUAGUUGGGAAGGAUCCAAAGAAUAAACAGAGAAUUGUUAUCAUGAGAGAAAGAGAAUAUAAUCUAAGAGUCAUCCCAUUUGGUUUUGGAUCGGCAUUGGUUGGUGAGCGUGGCUGUUCUACUCAAUUAAAGGAUUUGAUAGCAUUAAUUCAAGAGAGAUUAAGCGCAGUAGACAAAAUAUUCAAACGAUUAGAAAAGAAUGAACCUAUAACGAGCGCGGAUAUCCAUGGAAGUGAUAUCACAGGCACAGUGGAUGCAAACACAGAAUUAGAUUCAGGUGAAAUAUUAACCAGGAAAUUAGAUCAAUUGCAUGUUCAUAAUAGGAUGGAUGGACCAUACAAAUAUUCCGAUAUAUCUGACUUCAAAGGUCUGACACAGAAGACUGAUGAAAUGGUAGAAUCUGAGUUGAACUACAGGAUAAAGGGGAAGUCAAAAUCAGGUUCCAGAAUAGGAUUAUUUGCAGGUUUCCAGGCUGCAUUGACAGGAUCAUCAUCCUCAUCAUCAGGACCGAUGGCAGAUUCCUCCUCGCAUGACCUAGCUGAAGCUAAGGUAGACAAGUUGGGUAUGAUUCUGGCAACAGCUACCAUUCCACAGAAGAGUCUCCCAUAUUGGGCUCCCUCACUUCUAAAGAAAACAAACGUUUUCGAGAAGAAGACUAAGCAUGCGCAAGAGAAUUGGAUGCGUCUGCUAAAUUUAUUACCUGAAGAGGAGAGAACUCCACUGACGAAAUUAGAUAUCCACUUGACAUGUAUCCAGUCGAAUAAUAGUGUGCCACAUGAACCUGCUGAGAUCCAAGCUAUUACCACCGAACUAUUCUGCAUCACUGUUAGAUCUGAUAAUUCCAUUCCAAUCAAGCUGAAUGCUCAAAACCUUAUGGAUGAAGAUAAAUUGGAUAAUAUGAGGAAAACUUUCCAAAGUUUCCAAAAGACAAUUCAAAAAUAUCAAAGGAAAUUUAGGGAUAAUUUUGAAAAAUUGAAUGAGUUAUAUAACGUUGACAGGACAGUGGCUACUUCCAGAGAAUUGAAAUUUUCCAAUUUUAUUACUCAACAGAUAUAUAACGAUGUGGAAAGUUUGGCCAAUCUCAACGUUAAAGUGACUGGUUUGCCCGAAGUUUUCAAGAAACAAUUGAACACGUUGAAGUCGGAUAGUGCAUUAGUCAGUUCGUUAACAGGGUCCACAUUGAAACCUAGUACCAGUGGCGAAAACAGUUCUAAUGCAAUUCCAAUUGUUAAUGCUAAAGGUGGUCUUUCCUCUUCAACGUCACUUAUAUCUCGUGCAUCCACGUCGAAUAGAUUUCAUGAUCAAAUAAUUCGUUCGUGGAAGAAGAAAUCAGAUUUACAAUAUGAUAGGGACGUCAAUGUCAAUCUUGAAUUUAACCAAAAUUUAAUUCAAACUUUAGUUCCAAGUUUUGAAAGUUGUUUGUGUUGUAGAUUUUACUGUGUGCGUGUCAAUAUCAAAUUUCAUCAUAUUGGUACAGUCACAAUAGAUGUCCCCAUAUCAGUGAAAAAUUUCGUUCCCUGA
This is a messenger RNA of Naumovozyma castellii, 3042 nucleotides long. RefSeq lists its product as uncharacterized. The record is from RefSeq and is a predicted model, not a curated record. NCBI's taxonomy places the organism in Eukaryota, Fungi, Ascomycota, Saccharomycetes, Saccharomycetales, Saccharomycetaceae. The transcript has a single exon. Bases 1 to 3042 code for a protein of 1013 amino acids.